Messenger RNA from Ostrea edulis (European flat oyster), 6400 nucleotides. RefSeq lists its product as uncharacterized. Gene Ontology annotation, molecular function: protein binding. The transcript is spliced from 3 exons. NCBI's taxonomy places the organism in Eukaryota, Metazoa, Mollusca, Bivalvia, Ostreida, Ostreidae. The coding region runs from base 2157 to 4331 and encodes 724 amino acids. The record is from RefSeq and is a predicted model, not a curated record. Gene Ontology annotation, biological process: intracellular signal transduction.
UUAAAAAUGUUAUUCAUUUAUGGGUUUUUUUGUUUUUGUCUUCUUUUUUUUUUUUUUUUUUUUAUCACAUAUGAAUUAUGUUGAAAUACUUUAAUUGAAUUCAUAAAUGUAUUUAAAUAAUCAUAAUAGAUGAUAUAUCUAAUAUGUAUAUUGUUGAAACCAUCGAGUGUUUGAUCCCGUGUAUCUACCAAUCAAUCGAGUGUUUGACAUCGGGUGUGAUAUGCGCGUAUCUCUUACUUCGAAAUGGCGACUGACAGGUAAAUCGCCCACAAACUUGUGACAAAAGCAGCAUUUCAUUAGAUCUAAUUGUAAUAUGUUGAUGAUGCUUCAGUUAGAGCAAGCAUAUUCAUGCAUGGAUCCAUAAUUUUUUCCCAGGGGAGUGGGUACCACCCGGAGCAAUCGAAACAAAGUGCAUAAAAAUAGUAACACUACAGUAACAGGAAUCUGGGAAUUUAGAAAAGGAAAAAAUGCAACGACCCUCUGACUCUUACUUACCCCUGCUUUUACACUGUGAUGUAUGCAGGAGUGAGUCAGAGCGGACUCCAUAUUCAAAAGUGGGAAGUGGGAAUUCAGCGAAACCAGCUAACGUAGCUGUUUUGCUAGUUUGGGGGAGGGGGGGAGGCUCCAUAAUGGUGCAAAUGCGGGAGUGAUUCACUCCCGCUAAAUCAAAUGAUAUUCUAUGUUCCUUAGUCAAUAUAUAAAUUUACAACUCGUUAGGAUCUCCAUAAUGGUGCAAAUGCGGGAGUGAUUCACUCGCGCUAAAUCAAAUGAUAUUCUCUGUUCCUUAGUCAAUUUAUAAAUUUACAACUCAUUAGGAUCUCCAUAAUGGUGCAAAUGCGGGAGUGAUUCACUCGAGCUAAAUCAAAUGAUAUUCUAUGUUCCUUAGUCAAUAGAUAAAUUUACAACUUGCAACUUAGGAUUUGUGAGGCUCUAUUCUACAGUUUUCAACCAUUUCGAUAUAUUCCAAUUUCUCGAUUCAUAUUUGUGCGCCGUGCUUGAUGUACUGAAGUUUCAACUUCCGAUUGUCAAGUGUCCGGGUAGCACAGAGGUUGCGCUCUCGCUUCUCACCACUGCAACCUGAGUUCGAUCCCCGUGAUUAGCAGUGGUUGUAUGUGAGAGGGUAUGGCGGUCGCCCACUCGGACACAUGGGUUUCCUCCGGAUACUUGGGGUUUUCUCCCACAUAAAUGACCAACUAGCGGAAACGUCUGUGCAUCAAAGGAUCCCAUUGGAAAUAAGCUUUCGAGCUUUCAUGGGUUAACCUUGGUAUUUAUGUUUGUAUGUAUAUGUAUACUGAAUAAACAUUUAUUUUAUUUAUUUGCUUAUGCCAUAUAAGUUAGUGUUUACAUCAAUGGCCGAGUAUGGAGGAGGGUAUUGAAAGAGUCUGAAUUUAAUAUCAAGUGAAGAAACAAACAGCAGAGUGUAAAUUCUUUCUGCAACCAUAUGAUUUUCCUUUCUUUGUCAGAAUGGCUCGAGUAACUACAUUUUCGCGCUGAUUGUCAAUGUUUAAGUUUUUCAGUAGAUCCACCUACGCGAUCUUGCGAUAACAAACAUGGUGGAGCAGACGAAGAAUUUUGCAUGCUGUACAUGAUAUUUAAUGAAAAACAUCUUUAUUAGACAUGCCCGAGCACAAAAUUGGUACUCCUUUUGGUGUAAACAACAUUUGGGACUAAUGCAAGGAGCUUAUUAUCGGUCAUUCAUAAAAUUAUUUUGCACCAUUACGGAGAUCCUAUGGAAUUGUAGCCCUAUCCCGAAAACAUCAGAAAAAAAUCGGUUAGGUUACAUUAUUACAGCUACUGUUUUGCUUACCUUUUACAACUGUAUUCCACGAAUCUAGAUCACUGUAGUGUACAUAGGAUUCAGUUAUCAGAGUAUAUUCUUCAAGUUAAUCAUAACUACUUUGACACUGAUUGGAAAUUUGUGUGCUGACAUCAUCAUAUGCAAAGAAAUUGAAAGGCAAGGAGGCGACUUAAAAGUCAAAAUAUUGCCCUGACAGUCAUUAGCAGUAUUAACCAUGUUAACUCCGAGUGGUGGGAUUUCACAGAAAGGUCGCAGUUAAUGAAAAUCCAGCACUUACCAGACAGUAGGCACCAGAAUCAGAUUGCAAUUUACUGAAAGAGUAGGAACAAAGCUGACGUGUAUAUCUCCAAGACUUACAAUGACCAACGUCAUUGAGUUCACCUCCAGUUGCGUUUUCUAUUUAAAUCAGUACUUUAGAACUUUUUGGCCAAUAAAAGUAUUGUUUGGUCAGAUCCUUCAUCCUCCAUCUACUGAGACAGAGUUGAAAAUUCUCCGUGCCAUGUACCUAUUGCGACAUAGAGAUGACUUGAAAGCUGUGAUGCACAUAGUAGAUUCACUUCCCAAGGAUGAAGACAUACUGCAAGUGUUUGACCACCAUACUAGAUAUAAUCUCCUUCAAUUAGCAGUUAUAAACAAUAACAAAGAUCUUGUAAAUAAACUAGUUCAGUAUAGAUAUAGAGACUUGAAUCUAAAGUGCAACACUCCUGUGCAUCUGGCAUCUCAUUUGGGACACUACAGUAUUCUACAGGCUCUGUUGGAGAGUGGAGGCAGGAGUGGUCAGAUUGCAGGGAUGUGUUACCCUGGACCCCACUCCCCAAUAGAGGCCUACAGGAUCCUAGGCCUACUGAACUAUUCCUACUACAAAUGUCAAGUCAAUGUUGACCUUCCAGUGUUUUAUGCCAUUUCCAGUGACAAUGUGAACUGCAUGAAUCUUUUACUGACUCAAAUGCGAACAGAAAGAGUUCCUUUACCAUCUCCUUCAAGGCUUCUACAUUUUGCUUGCUGCAAAGGAACCAUUAAUUGCCUUCGCUACUUUGUGGACAGAUAUCCAGAAGAAGUGAAUUCACUGAAUUCAAAGAAAGAGACUCCACUUCUGCAGGCAGUUGUCUGGGGGAGGGAAUGUGCAAAAUGUCUCAUAGAUAAUGGUGCUGAUGUGAAGUGUGUUUCUAGAACUGGUGAAACUGCCCUACACAGGUUGUACUGCAAUGACAUUGAUGGUUUGUUUACCAUAUUUGAUACCACUAAAUAUCUGUUGACAACAGGGAUUGAGCAGUUGGUAAAUGAAGUCAAUGCUUCAAUGGAAACUCCACUACAUUACCUGGUGACACAUGUGUCCUUCAUCGGAGGAAAUUUGCUCCACCCAAAUCAGACUCAGAACUAUGUGUCCAGGUUGAAGUUCCAACCAAACUACCAGUAUCAGGUUAUUCAGUCUUUAGAACUCCUGCUAAAAUUCAAUGCUGACCCUCUUAGGGAGAACCGUUACGGCCUGCAGCCAAUGAACAAGCUUCUGCAUGUGGCACUAAAAUCGUGUGGUUCCCCAAGCAACAAUUUGCCUGACUGUGUCCAGUGUUCCAUUGAUUCAAAAUAUUUGUACAAAAAUGAUUUCAACCACUUGAAGAGUGCUCUUGAGGUUCUACUGAAAUAUGGAUCAGACCCAAAUAGUCUUUGCUGUGAAGGUCACUCUGCAUAUCUUAUAUUCCUGCAGUGUUUGUUAGAAAACAAUAUUCUGGAACUUUGUAAUCAGGCACAAGAUGUGGUUGCUUCAUUAUUUAUAUUGUUAAAAUAUGGUGCUAAAUUGAAUUUCCAAAUGAACAAUGGCUCUACGUGUUCUACCAUUCUGGCAAAGUUUGCAGCCAGACACUUUACAAUACCUCUGUCUGAUGAUUCGGAAACUCUGAGACAGGAAUUUUCUAAUCUUGUUUGCGAGGUUUUGCGUGUUCACUUUAUCCAUGGACUUAAUCCAAAUGUAUUGACAAAUGCAAAAAGUCAGUAUUUGAGAGGAGGCACAGGAAAUGCAAUAAUAGAGUUUGUUAAUCUAACCAGACUUGUUAAAUGUGCCUCAGACUUCGUUGUCAUUCGCAGAUGGUUAACAGUUAUUCUGCAGUGGGGAGGAGACCCUGAUAUAGAACCUUACCAAUCAGAACCCAUUAUCUGCCAUUCUCAGAGUUCCAUAUUCCUUCGCCAUCAGGGCACGCAGCCUGUCAGCCAUUACAUUCAUAAGAUGAAAGAUGAGGAUGCACUCUAUAAAGAUGGCCACGCAGAGGAAUUGUUGAUGCUUUUCUAUCACUCUAUGAACCACAAGGAACUCUAUGAAUGUCUCAAUUCUGCUCGCUCUAUGACAAGAUUUCAUCCUAUGGGAGCAAUUGGAAAGAAAUUGCUGCAAAUUCUCAGUUCGAUGUCGGAAAGCCCCAGAAGUUUGAUGGAGAUUUCACGUGUUGUGAUUUACAAAUCAAUAGGAAGAAAAUUGGCUGUAAAAGUACCACAGUUACCUUUACCCAACUCAAUGAAAAGAUAUCUAUUAGACAUUCAGUAAAUUUAUAAAAUUAAAAAGAAAAAUUCAAAAAAAUCCAGCCUCUUUUUAUAAACAGAAAUUGAAUAGAGAUGUACAUUUUUGACAGUGUAUAUGUAUUACAACAGAUAAAAUAAAACUUCUCAGGCAAGACUGAAUCUCUAGUGAGAGGGGUAUAUAUACAUUUACGCAUAUAUUUCAUGCUAGUCAGACGACAAGAAUGCCACCAUGAAUAAAAAACCAAUCCAAAUAUAAAAUAAACAACUAAUUAAUAAUCAAAAGCAAAUCAAACUACUCACUAGUAUCAAACUCCAAUGUGGGUCGCGGUGGAUGUCAUAAUUGAAAAGUCGCAUGGUGUGCACAUGUCAAUGUAUAUAUGCUCUGAAGGAGAGAGAAAUGAAGUGCAAUCAACCGUGUGUAUCCAAUGAUGACUACUUUAACGAUCAAACAAUUAUCAAUUAGAAUAUAUACCACAGAAUCUUCCAUAUCUGCUUUAUAUUUGGAUAUUUUAUUGAACAUAGAUGUCAAUGGCAAACUAACAACACAACUUUUAUAAUGAAUGAGAUGACUUCAGCUUCUCUAUCGUCAACUUCCCUUAUUUAUUUAGCAAUAUUCCAUUAUCACCUGCAUAUGGCCUCUCAUCUGAUUCGAUACACAAGAACAUGUUCUGCUUAUGAUCAGUUUUUAAAUUGAGGCAAGCUACUGACAAAUAAGUUGAUGUUACAAGGGAUUUAAAAGUUCCAUUUCGUAUAAAGUCAGCAUUUCACAAAUUAUAAUGAUCCAGUUUGUAAAUACAAGCUAUCACUGCAUCGAAUUUCAUACCUAUUGCUAGGCCAUUCUUUAUAUGACUACAGAUUGCUCUAUUUACCUGAUCAAGAUAUAGCACUCAUGGUGGGUGUGACCAGUCAAAAUGGGAUGCUUACUCUUCAAGGCACCUGAUGCCACCUCUUGUGUGGCCAGGGGUCCAUGUUUGCCCUACUCUUAAUUUGGGAAUUAUGAAAUUGACAGGAAUGGGGUAAUUGAAAAAUGUAAUUGUAAUUAGUUGUAUUUAAAUAGUUUUAUUUAUAACUGACUCUGCUUUCAAUUACAAGUAAUUGAAUGUAUUUUAAUGCAUUCCAAAAAAGUCAAGUAUUUUCAAUUACAUUCCAUAUUCAAAUUUAAAAGUUUGAAAAUGAUGGAAUGAAAGUGUAUGCUAAUAAUGGUGCUAUACUGUUUCACUGUGUCAUGGGAUGUUUAUGCAAUGAUAAGAUGUCUCAUUAUGUCUAUAUAGACUGUUUCACUGUGUCAUGGGGUGUUUAUGCAAUGAUAACAUCUCUCAGUAUGUCUAUACUUGAUGCAGCUUGGCUACUUGUAUCAAUGUGGUGGAGGUCUAAUUUUGUUCAAUUUUGUCUCAUACCACUGGAAGAAAAAAUACCCAGACCAGAUUUUUAAAAUAAAAUUCAAUAAUUGAAAUGUAUUUUAAUUACUUUCUUCAAAGUAAUUUUUAAUUACUUUCUUCAAGUAAUUAAGAGUAAAUAAAUGCUAACCCUCUUGGUUAAAAUCAAUGUUCUGGUAAUUGCAAGUAAUUGAAAAUAUUCGUCAAUGUAAUUACCUUCACUUAUUUAUUUGAUAUUUAAUUUCAAUAAAUACAAUGCUUUAAAUCAGGUUAUUGAUAUUAAUUAUUUUGAAAAUAAAAAUUAUUUCUUGAUUUGUAGAUUUAUAAUUUUUUAAAGAAAGAGGAAAAAUAAUAAUAACUUCUUACCUGUAACAAAGAAUGGAUACAAUUAAUAAAUAAAUGAUUCACAGAAUAAAUAAAUAUAACAUGGAUAAAUUAAUUUACUUUAUUGAUUAAUUGAUUACUUCAAAUUCUCUUUCUUUGCUAGGAAUAUGUUAUAUAUGUCAUAUAUGAUGUUAUGUAAUACAUGUACAUACAAGUGUAUAUGAUAUGUAUUUAUGUUUAGAUUAUGAAAUAAAUUACAAAUACAUGUAUCCAAGAAUGAGAAUAGGAAUUUUGUAUACAAUGAAAUUCAUGUUUGUUGCAGUAUUCAUGUUAUAAAUGUGAAAUUGUGUUUAUUGUUGAAUCUGCUUGUCAUCAAAUAAAACGUAUGAUGAAA